Molecule: messenger RNA, 2320 nt
Organism: Formica exsecta
Lineage: Eukaryota; Metazoa; Arthropoda; Insecta; Hymenoptera; Formicidae
Product: probable cytochrome P450 6a13
Exons: 1
Coding region: 244-1743 (499 amino acids)
Molecular function (GO): oxidoreductase activity, acting on paired donors, with incorporation or reduction of molecular oxygen; iron ion binding; heme binding
Source: RefSeq, a predicted model, not a curated record
AAAAAAUAUGGUUAGUAUUUUACUGUAAUAAAAUUCACUUGAAUAAAAGUGAAUAAUCAUCAAUGUGAACUUUAUCAGUAUUUAUCUUUGCAGCCUCUCUCGUUCACGAACUAAUAAACGCGGUCAACAUAUACGCGCUUCAUAGUAAUUCUACUCUCUAACAAUCAGUCGCGUCUAUAAUACGUGGUCAAGGGUAAAUCACUCUGUGCAAUUCAGUAUCAUUUAUCACUCGAAAGAAACGAGAUGGCUGUCGUGCUAAUAUCUUUGAUCAUCGGAGUACUUGCAGUGUUUUAUUUUUACCUGACACAAAAAAAUAAAUACUGGCCAAAACGUGGAGUACCAUGCGCGGAUGGAGCCCUGCCGGGAGUCGGUCAUAUGUUGUGGGUGAUUUGUAUGAGAACGACCCUGCCGGAAUAUUAUCGCAAAAUUUACGAAGACAACAUGAAUCGUAGCAUGAUCGGAUUUUACAACUUCACAUCACCGUCGUUGAUAAUUAUUGAGCCGGAACUGGUAAAAAUAGUGCUGCAGACGAAUUUUGCGAGUUUCUCCGAAAACACCUUUGAUAUUGAUCCAGUCUUGGAUCCUCUGCUAUCACACAAUCCCUUCUUCACUUCCGGCAAUAAGUGGGUCAUCGGAAGAAAGCGUUUGACCUAUGCAUUCUCUAGUAUGCGACUGAAAAUCCUGCUUGAGAGCGUCAAGUCGGUAUGCGUGAUACUCGAGAACUAUCUCGAUAACAAGCUUAGCAAAGUCGAGAAGAUAGAGCUGGAACUGAAGGAUUUAUGCUCCAGGUUUACCGCACAAGUGGUGGCCGCCGCCGGCUUCGGCGUAGACGGAUUCUGCUUCGAUGAUGAAAAAGAAGAUACAUCUUUCCGAAAAGCCGGCGAAGCCAUUUUAAACAAGAAUAUGAUUUUGUUUGUUCUUCUGUUUCUCAUCCCGUCGUUAAGCAAAAUCUUCAAGAUAAGCUUCCUUCCGAAACACACCGAUCAUUUUUUCAGAACAUUGGUCGCGGAUCUUAUGGAGCAACGACGAAAGGACGGUAUACCCAGAAACGAUUUCCUUCAUUUAAUGGCAGAAUUGGAGCGAAUUGAAGACGAUAAAUUUGAUCUCGAAAUGCUCGCAUCUCAUGCAAUAUCAUUCUUCGUCGACGGCUACGAGAGCUCCAGCACUGUUAUGAGUUUUGUUGGUUUUCAAUUAGCUAGUCAUCCAAAAGUGCAGGAGAAAUUACGCAAGGAAGUCAUGACUGUACUCGACAAGUAUGAUGGUGUGAUAACUUACGAAGGCUUGAAGGAGAUGACAUACAUGGACCAGGUUUUGAAUGAGUCACAGAGAAUCGUACCCAUAACGGGAUUCAUGACUAAACGAUGUACGGAGAAAUUUGAGCUGAAAGGAUCUGAUGGGCUUGUCUGUCACGUGCAACCUGGAACGGAGAUCUUGAUACCCGUCCAAGGCCUGCAGAAAGAUCCUAGGUAUUGGGAAGAUCCCGAAGUAUUCGAUCCUGAAAGAUUCAGUCCAGACAGAAAACACAGCAUCGAGAAAUUCGCUUUUCUUCCUUUCGGUGAGGGUCCGCGAAUCUGUGUCGGAAUGAGAAUGGCUUUAUUACAAAUAAAGGCUGGUCUCGCUACAAUCCUGAGAAAAUACAGCCUGGAGCUUUCUCCAAGGACGCAAGUACCCUUGAGAAUUAUUCCCGGGACCAUCUUAGCAACGCCGAAAGGUGGUCUGUGGAUCUUUCUUCAACAACUUUAAAUGCAUUAAUCUUUUGAGUUACUAGAAUCGUAACUAGACUUUUUUAUUUAAAAAUAAAAUGUGUAGUUGUAAAAAUAAAAUUUAUGUAAUAAAUUUAUAUUUGUCUCAUUAAAAAUUUUAUAUUUCUGUAAUAUAUUCUUUUUUUAUAUGAUUUAUAUGGUUUAAUAUAAAUUAUAUGAGAAUAAGAUAUAUAUUUGUACAUAUAUAUAUUUCAAAUUUUUCGAAAUAUUCGUUUAAAAAUGUAUCAAAUUAUGAUUUAACGGGCAAACUCAUUUAAGCUAAAAAUCUUUAUUCAAUUACUUAAUUAUAGUUUCUAAAGUUUAAUAUACGAUUGAUAAUGCUGGCGUCAAAUAAGAUUUAUGAUAAUAUUUUGUAUUUAUUUGUCACGCUUCUUAUUGUUAGCUGCAUAUAUUAUAAAUACACAUGGUGCAAAUAAAUACAUAGGAGGACUCUGUGUUGCGUAGCGUCACGCUAUUUGCACGUUACAUCACUGCGUAUAAUAAUUCGCGUUUAUAUCCGUUAUGCAGUGUCACUCUUAUGAUUUUACUAUUGUAAUAAAUAUCUAUUUAUUUUAUUA